Molecule: messenger RNA, 1576 nt
Organism: Gavia stellata (red-throated loon)
Lineage: Eukaryota; Metazoa; Chordata; Aves; Gaviiformes; Gaviidae
Gene: UFM1
Product: ubiquitin fold modifier 1
Exons: 6
Coding region: 23-280 (85 amino acids)
Biological process (GO): protein K69-linked ufmylation
Cellular component (GO): nucleus; cytoplasm
Source: RefSeq, a predicted model, not a curated record
AGCGGCGGAGCUUGGGAGCAUCAUGUCGAAGGUUACCUUUAAAGUGACGCUUACCUCGGACCCGCGGCUGCCUUACAAAGUGUUAAGUGUGCCUGAAAGUACACCUUUCACAGCUGUCUUGAAGUUUGCUGCAGAAGAAUUCAAAGUUCCUGCAGCAACAAGUGCCAUUAUAACAAAUGAUGGAAUAGGAAUAAACCCUGCACAGACAGCAGGAAAUGUAUUUCUAAAACAUGGUUCAGAUCUACGGAUUAUUCCCAGAGAUCGAGUUGGGAGUUCUUAACGUCUGCUGAAAGCUUUGGAAUAAGUGACAUUGCCAUGCUGCAAAGGUCUAUUUAUUUUGGAACUUCAAAAUGCAACUAAUGAAUUGGCCUUUUUUAAAGCUAGCAAAAAUUACUUCCCAGGAUUUUUAUUUUUUUUUAAACAGAGAUAAGGUUUCAUUUGCUUGUUAAAAUAUAUUCAUUCAUGCGCUGAAUCUUCCUUGACUAGUAGAAGAAUGGACUGAUUCCAUGUUAUGUUCCUGAAGGAAAGAUACACUUCUCUAUAGGUGUUGCUGACACCACAAGGGUAAACACACAGCGACGAUCAACAGAUAUUUAGAAUAUUGAAUAUUGUUGAGCCUACUUUGUGGAAGGGGGAGCUGUGUUAUGAUUUUGCUACAAAGAAAUUGUUCCUACUGAGGGCUAAAACUUUUUUUUUAAAUUUUUUUCCCCUAAACUUACUUACAUGUUUAGAGGAACAGUUUUCACAUGGUUCAAGUAUUAAGCUCAAAUAGAAGGAAAAUUUCAGGGGUUUAUUACUCAAAUAAGUAAAUAACUGCCAAAUGUUCCAAAGUAAUUGUAAGAUCUAAUUGCUGCAAAUACUUUAGUUAAAGGAGAAAAUGGAAGUUUCUAUGUGUUAAGAAUUCAUUUGACAUAUUGGGAAGUUAAAUUGAAUGCAGUUUCAGAGAAUUUGUGAGACCUAAUCUCCUCACAUGAAGUGCCAUCAGCUGAGAAGGAUUGUAGCGUAAUCUGGGAAUGUGUAGGUACUGGUCAAAUACAUCAUUCCUUUUUCAGUAAACUAAUAUUGGUUCUUUUAGUCUAAAAGUCUUGUUUUGUUACUGCGUAUUACAUGGGAAACAGCAUAGAAUUCACUGAAAUGUUUGUGUUCAGAUUAUAUGCUUCUUGUUUAUAAAUUGCCAGGGGUAAAUUAUCAGUUGUGUGUUUUAAUUAGAGAAAUUGCUGCUUUUCUUGAACUGGUAAUGUACUUCAUGAUUUAAUGUAUCUGGCAAAAUCUUACCCUAUUGCAUUUUUUCUGUCCUACUGAGUUUAACAGAAAGAACAGUGGGCGAUGUAGUGCUUGGUUAAAUGAGUAUUGUCACGAAUGCAACUGUCCUGUGCAAUAAUCGUGCUCUAGAAAGAUGUUCAGAUAAUGUGUCAGUGCAGAAGUACAAAAUGCCCUUCUGAGUGGGUGUAAAUUGAGUAUAUAGAGGAAAACUCUUCUGAAAGUGGUAUUUGACUAUAAACAUUUUCCAACUCUAAGAUGAAUUGUAAGAUUCCAGUUUUUCUUUUAUUUUAAUAAACAAUUAUAUGAAAAAGGU